Molecule: messenger RNA, 330 nt
Organism: Paramuricea clavata
Lineage: Eukaryota; Metazoa; Cnidaria; Anthozoa; Malacalcyonacea; Plexauridae
Source: the annotation of a GenBank genome assembly
AUGUCGCAAACAAAUAAUCUAGUCAUUUCACACAGCUCAAGCCUUCCCACGAUAUAUUGGCCACGGGGCGCUGUAGACAAAACCACUUUCAUACAACCGAAUAAACAAUCAUUCACCCCAGUUCAAGCUUCCCGUAUCCAAUAUGCUUUUGACAAGGAAUUGUUCACUGUGGCUGCAAAGGACACUAUCAAGCAAUAUAUGACAUUUUCCAUGAGUGAGAUUGAGGAGGAUGAUAGUGACGGUAGCAGUGCUGAUGCCCGUGAUGGUAGCAGUGCUGAUGGUAGCAGAGAUUAUGGUAAUGACCAAGUAUUCUAUGGGGCACUGGUUUAA